Molecule: messenger RNA, 525 nt
Organism: Striga asiatica
Lineage: Eukaryota; Viridiplantae; Streptophyta; Magnoliopsida; Lamiales; Orobanchaceae
Source: the annotation of a GenBank genome assembly
AUGGCAGAAUCAUCGUUGGAUCAAAAUAGAAAUAAGGGGCUCAUAUAUGAGCUCCAGACCUUGAAGUCGGGCCAGCAGUUUCUCCUUUUCUCGGGCCAGAUCAGACUCCUUCUUUGUCCACGCUGCCUCCUUCUCGGACCACACCUUCUCCUUGGCCUCCAAAGCCACCAUUUUUUGCUUGAGAUUGGUCGCUUCCGUCUCAAGCUUCUUUUUGGUCGCUUCAUGAGACGCCCUCUCGUCGCUGAGGUUGGAGACCAGGAUGGUCGUCUCUCGAACCGCUAUCUCCUGGAGCUUGAUCUCCCCCUGCACUUGGUCCUCGAGAGAACAGAUCGUUCACAUGUAGACCUUAUGCUCGUCGAUCACCGGGUCGGUCUUCUUUGCAUACUUCUUCGUCCUUUCGUGGGCGUGGACCCGUCUGACAGAGCCCGAGCGAUGAAACCCGCCGCAUCUCCAUCUACUGAGUAUACGACAGACCGCCCAUGUAUAGUUCCGCAUCUGGGUCCUAGCAAGAUCUUGGUCGCCUAA